Messenger RNA from Bursaphelenchus xylophilus (pine wood nematode), 13987 nucleotides. NCBI's taxonomy places the organism in Eukaryota, Metazoa, Nematoda, Chromadorea, Rhabditida, Aphelenchoididae. The record is from the annotation of a GenBank genome assembly.
AUGCUUUCUUUUGUUGUGCUGAGUUUAAUUGGAUGGACGGUGCGCGGACAGGUCACGAAUGGUGUCAUCGAACAGCCAUUUGUCAGGUAGGGAGGGCAUUUUUUGAUUAUUAGAGGACGUUUUAUAUAAUACUUGGAGUAAAACUUGAAUUUUUCUGAGGUUUUAAGCCUUUUAAUCACAAAUCUUAAAUCUUGACAAUUCAAGUCCUAUUUUUGCUUCCUAAUCCUUUAUUAGGCACUCUACUAACCUUAAAACUAAUUUUGUUGGCCUUCAAGGAGCUUUUGUGCUAUUUUUGAAGUAAAAUUUUUUUUGGGUUUAUAGUCAUCCUAAUAACAAACAUGGUAUGUUGGCUACAUUUUUAUCCCCUAUGCCCUAAUAUGGCCUUCUGAUACUUUAAAAAUCACGUGCAUAUCUUCGACUUUAUUCCUCCAACCCAUAAUUUUACCCUCCUCUCCCUCUAGUCUAAUUUAUUCUCCAAGGAAUCCCCUCGAAAACCGCAUUUCUCUCCUCCUCCCUCCCCAUUUUCUCAUCUUUUUUCCCGAACCGAUCGACGAAUGCGGGUGGUCCGCGAAUUCCGCGCCCUUUUCGCGGAGAGGGCGUGCUGGAAGGGGAGGGCGCCCGACGACCAGAGCGCUCGUUUUCUCUCGGUCUUUUGGGCGGGAAAAUGCGGAAAAAUGGCGGGCGAUGCGGGUGGCCCGCGGAAUUCGCCGCAGGUUUGGUUUUUUUCACCGCUGUCGCAAGAAUUGGCGGAAAAAGCGAGAGGAAUCGGGGAGAGAGCGGGGGAAAGGAACGAAUUGAGAGUGCGAAUGGGCUCGAAUACCGUUGGAAAAGGGGGGAAUAGGGGGAAAUGGGUGUUCCAGAGGGUUUGUAAUGGGAAAAUAAAGAAAUAUUGCAAUAACGCGGUAAAACAUAUAACGAGGAAGGCGAAGAAAUAAGAACGGAUUUUUUAAAGAGAGUCUUUGAUAUAUGGAGUAGGAUAGAUAGGGAAAACUUACUGUAAAAAUAUUUUUUCCUCCCAAAAUAUCCCAAGAUCACAUUUUUUAUUUUCGAAAAAAAUACACAGUUUGGCCGCAAUCUUCCCAAAAAUCCAGGAAGCAUUCCCAUUUUUCUCAAACGCCAUUUUAACCGAUAAUUUAUGCGAAAUUAAAAAGUUUUGCAUAAAUAAUGACUGAAAAGGCAACAAAGUUCAUAUCCCCGCCCGAAACGUCCCCAAAAUAAUGUUGCAAAGGAAUUAGCCAACUGUGUCUCCAUUUAUUCCCUACAUGAAUUCUGAUAUUGCCAUCCUCAACUUCCUUGAUUAAUAAACGCGGAAUUAAACGAUGACAUAAGCGUCGGAUUGCAUUCGCAAAACUCGGCUUCCAAAACACGGGCCAUACGAGCCGGGACAUGUCUGGCGGUGCGGUGAAAUAGAUUCGUAAUCAAAAUCGGGGGGACAGAAUGACAAGUGCAUGGGCUCUAGGCGAUUAAAAUUUUUGGCUCCACUGCAAUAUUGGCAUUACUGUGAUGGAAAAUUUAUGGAGUAGUCUGGGGAUAAAAUGUCUGACAGUAGGGGAAAUAACUUGCACUCGUACAGGAAAACACAUUUACAUUGCAAAAUGGAUAUUAAAAUUGCAAAAUCGGCAAGGCAGUAGAGUCCUUGCUGAUUUUGAAAAAUGGGUGCAAAUUUUAUUUUCGGACUAAUGAAAGUGCUGAGAAUUCUUAGUAAACAGUUGUAGGGCUUUCCCAGAUUUUUCGCAAAAUUUUAAGGGCAUAGAACAGAAUGCCAAAAAUGGCGGAAAUUUGAAAAUUUUAACGAAAUUUUCCGCUCUGCAGAUAAGAAACAACCAGACAGGUUGCAGAACGUAUUUUAAAAACAGUUUUGCUUUAACAUACGACAAUCCAAAACAAACAAUUCCCAUUUUGUCAAAGACUUUCUAAAAAAACGUAAGCAAAAAACAAGUGUAAUAUCCGUCUGCCAAGAAAACCAAUUCCUCUCAUCCGCUUUGCGUCAAGGAGGAAGUUUAAGGCCGCUGGCAAGUAAAAAUAUGUUUAUUUGGGCAUCUGUGUGAGAAUACCGCAUGCCAUAUCCUUCCUUUCCGCUCAAGGAAAAAUAGUAUAAACCUGCCAAAAAAAGGGACAAAACAUCACUCCCAAUUCCUUAAAACGCUCAAAAAUAAGUUUUAUUUUUAACCCCAUGACGUCAUUUCUUGUUAAUAAAUCCGGUCAAAAGUCGGAAAAAACAUUUUUCUUUAUAUUAUAAUAGGACAUUCGGAAUGUAUGGUAUGAAAAGAGGACAAACCCUAGCAUAAUGCCCAAAUCAAUGGGUAUUAUACAUGCUAAUUCCAAAUGACCCCCGCACGUACGACGUGACAUAACGUAUUUGCGGGACAACAAAGUGAAUUACUUCAGGAAAACAUUUUUUCUUCCAUUUUAAUUGUCAGAGAGAGGAAUCGCGAAAUGUGUGGAAUAAUUACGUCCCCUAUGGGUGAUUACGUAUUUUUCUAGCGCUAUAGGCAGAACAUUUCCUGUUAUAGUGGAAUUAUUAAAUAAUUUGAAAGGAUUGGGUAGACAAAUAACCCAUUCAGGAUUUAGGCGAGUUAGUGUCAUGGAUAAUAUUAAUAAUGUCUGAAAUAUUGAUCUUUACAUAACACAGGCGGAGAGAACGAUUUUAGGCAGUACUUUGGAUAUUUUUAGGCCGCUUUAUCGCAGAAACGUCAAAAGAUACGAGACUUUCAGAUCCAAAACUUUCAAAACCAAAGUUUUCCCAUCAAUAAGCCCGAUUAGCGUCUAAAAGCCCCGGAAAUUCGCUGGAAAAUGCCCGUUCUGUAAACCUACAACAUAUCUCAUUAAAAAUAAGCAGUGCCUCCGUCAUAAUCACAGAGAGUAAUAUGAAGAUUUGUCUAAAAAAUCCCUUUCUCAUCAUAAUCACAUGUCCGCAGGCCGAAAACUAUAAAAUGCGCAUAUCCCACCAAUCUCAUGUCCAAUCUCUGUUGCUUUAUAUGCGUUUGAUAUACAACCAUAAUCACGUCGAAAGUAAACAUUCGAGUUUUAAUUAAAACGUUUCCUUCCGAGAACUUGACCAAAAUCCUCGGCGAGAUCUCGUCGCUUCCGGGAUAUUUCAUACAGUACGGAUUAGAGGGGGGUAAUAAUAAUCAAGUAGUCUAGCUAAGAAAAUUCAUAGUUUUUUUUGGAUGAUAAACCAACCAUAAGUACUUCAAAACUCUCAAAUAUGUAAUGUACUUUAUCUACAGAAUUUUAACCAUCCAGAAAUUAAGACAAGCCGCGUUUUGACAAGAGACAAGUCUGAAGUUGGUCUUAAGCCCACUAAAUCCCGGUGGAUAUCGGAAGUAAAACAAAAAAAAAAGUAGCGCAAAAAUCAUCCUUUGGGAACGAGCCGGCACCAAUUAAUAAUUUCUAGAAGGUACAAUUAAGGAGUAAAUAAUAGGGUAAUUGUGAAAAUUGAGGGAAAAAAGCCUUACAUCACGAAGAAAGAGCGGCUUACAUCAGAGUUCAGUUGUUGAGUUAAUGUUUCAAAGAGUCCACUGCCGACGUUGAAAUUACUGUUGAAUGACAGCUUAAAUUUCAAAGAGGCAUAACGAAAGACAAAUUUUUGAAUUCUGAACUUUUAGAGACCAAGCUUGUUUAUAAAUAAUCCAGAAGUGGCCAAGUACAAUUUUGGACAAGUGAACACACCUACACACGGCAUCAUUUCCCUUGAAAACUUCCUCAUAUACUCUGCAAAUCGCAUAGAGGGAAAUUAAAAGAACUUCAUACAGUAUCAGUGGCUGGAAACAGCUGUUUUUAGCAUGAAAAAAUACAGACGAUUUAGCAGGUAAUUAACGAGAACACUAGACGUAAAUUGGCUGGUUCACAAUGAUUUUACUGCAAUGAAAAAAGCCAGACGGGACACUUAAAAAAUCAAAGGGCCAUUCGGAGCACCAUCAAGUUCAUCUGUACAUUUCCUUAUCACCGAAAGAACCGCAUGACCCUUGCCAAGUCUUUUCGGCACUACAUUUUGGCGGGGAAUUAUAUUAAAAAAUGGGGUGAGGAACAAACCGAAACAUUAGCACGUCCCUCAGUGUUCUGGAUUCCCGUCAAGGACAGCCGGAUGUCCUCGCUUCUCCCGCAUUUCUCUACUCAUGUCCUUCCGAAUUCUCCUUUCGAGCGUUAUAAUAAUAACAGGCGGCUUGGUGAAAAAUGAGCGGUCGAUAAAUGUAAAACAAGACAGUUAGCGUCACAAGUUUGAAAGGCGAGAGGAAACCUUAGCGUAAGAUUUUGGUUGACAAUUACUUCAACUCCAAGCGUUUUCUACAAAACCUUGCCAGCCGUUAUGAUGUUUUAACAUAUUCUGUCGGUUUAUAUGGCGAUAAUAUUAGCCGCUGAAAGCGCGGAGAAUAAAGAAGUUUUAGGGAAAAGUUUUGAUAACCGGAAAAGUCGUGAGAAUGGAGAGGGUUUUGUUAUAUCAUGUUGGUGUUGAAUAGGCGGAAAUUAGCGAUUCUGCAGGUUUCGCGAAAUGACUUUAGGUCGAAGGAGUUUCCCGAAGAGCUGUGAGGGUUAAUGGAAAACAGAUAAAUGGCCAAUGAAAUGAUAUUUUGUAGGGAUCAAAGACCUGCUGCACGCGAGAUCAAAAAAAUCCCAAGUGUGGGGGCAAAAGAUGGGCACGUAAGUGGGAAAUCAAAGAAUUGAGCUCAAAUUUCGGUAAACAGUUCAGAAAACAAAUAUUAUAGACCUCGGUUACUGCCAUUCCAAGAUCUAGUCAUUGGUCCCGUUUAUAAUAAAUUAAUCCUCCAAUUCAAUUAUAGCUUUAGGCUGAAAGCAUUUUUAAUCCACUUUUUCAGUGGAAACAUUUUUAAUGAGAUUUUGCUUACAUGACCAUGUCAACAAAUAAAGCUCGGGACGAGUAAAUAGCAAAACAAAAGACUAACAUUUAAUCGACCGUGAAUUAUUGAAAAUAUUGCUUAGGCUACACCAUAAUGGCGAAUUAGCAGAGCAGAUACUCUUUAAAGCAAGGACAAAUCCUCGUCCUUGACGUGGAAUGUUUUACUUGGGAAGGGCCUGAAUAAUUUAAAUUUCCUUGGGACAUGGAUGUUUAGUUCCCAAAUGUUCCAAAUUUAAUGCAUUAUUUGCGAACGUGAUAAAAAACAGCCGGCUAAAGAUAUCAAUUCGUGUAAAAGUACCUCUCAUAAACAUGGGGGGAGUUAUGCUUGCUCUGCCCGAGGGCAUUUUAAACUUUAAGUGGAAUGUAGUCUACAAAAAAUGUAUCAAUCUACAACGAAUGACAGUAAAGUUGUAGCCGACAAAAACAAAAAUAGUAUAAGAAUAUUGUAAUAGGUUAUAGUGAGAAGCUUUUCUGACAUUUUCAAACGUUAUAUAGGGGCUAAAAAAUAGCGAACUUCCUUGGCAGCGAGCUCAAGUGACAAAAAUUCUUACAGGUCAAUUUCAACGGUGCGUCAAGAGAUAGCCAAAACGAAAAACAUUUUUUUGGGGAAAAACAAACAAAUUACAUGACCAAAAAUUUGUCAAGAACGGGGACGCAAAGUAGAGCUCUUAGAAUCGGCUUGAGAAACUAAUAUUUCGUAGGGCGGGCUUUGAUGCCUAAGGAGAUAAAAGAACUUCGUCAAUUUUUCGAAGAAAAUAAAUAGUGCUGUAAAGUCUGGAAAGAUAUUUUUUUGGAUAUUACAGUAAUUUCCAGAGGAGCUUUUGCUUAAAUACGGUAGUUGUAGGCCUUUUCAACUCAAUAGUUUUCAUUUUUGCCAAUUCUAACCUCACGCUUUUUUACAUUGAGGCUUUGGACGCUAGACAGCUUGAAGUGGUAGAAAAACAUAUUUACAUCCUUGCAGGAGGCAAAAACAAAUGAAAUAAAUCGUUAUGCAGACAUAAUGGGCAAAUAAAAGAGCACUUCCGGAGCUCAAGACGCUCGAACACAAUAAACUACGAUAACAUGUUUGGUGGACCAUGAUCAACGAAAAAACUUUUUCAUAUCUAACAGGGGAAGUACUUCAAGUGUGACGCUCAGAUUUUCUUUAAAUUUUGCACACACAUCGGGUAUGGACUAAAUAUCAAUUCCUGAAAGUUUUAGCUCGCGCUUUGCGGGCGCCGCCGAGAUAUUGAACGAUUUUUGCCGCCGAGAGAGCACGCUCAACGUGGAGAGCGGUCAGAGAGAAAACCGCUUUUUGGCCAUAACUUUGGCAGUUUCGUGCGGAAAAAUUUGAUUUUUUGUAGAAACAUUAUUCUUUACGGUUGAAAUAGGCAUGAAACUUUUCGUGCCGAAAUUCGGCAAAAAGUCCCAAAUUUUCGCCAACUUUCGAUCUAAAAAUCUCGGUUGUUUCUGCAAAGCGCGAGCUAGGAUUCCCGCAUAUAUCUUAGAAAAAAUUAUUCUAAAUUUGUGCAAAGUUUCAUCAAAAUCUGAGCGUCACACUUCAAGUACUUCCCUUGUAAGUAUAUAAUCUGUAUGGAUGGAGAUUCCGUACAAAAGUGGGUGCAAAUCCAUCUUGUAAAAGUGCAUUCUACUAUAUUUUACGUAGGAAGCCAUAGAAAAGCAAGGCUGCAAAAGUUCGAAAAAAUAGACCUCUAUGUACUCUUUAAAGUGCUCCGUAAAGCCUUAUAUUUGUAGCUUAACCAUGAUCCGAUACCACUUUGAAAAGGAUUAUAACAAAUUUAGCAAACACCACAUGAUACAGUGUUUACUGCCUUGGGAAGAUAUUGAGUAUGAAUCUACUUUCAUAACUGCCAAAAAGUUUGUAGAGCUUGUAAAUUUGAAGGUGAAAAAUUGAGUGGGCUAAAAUUAUUUUGUAGUGGGAAAGAGUAAUGAUGCAAACCCUGGGGAUCGAAGACCCUCAACUGUCUGGUAUAUUCAGCAGAGCUUUCCAGAAUAAUGUGGAUGAUUGCCCUCCGAGAAUAAGGUCGUAAUUGCUGUGGAUCGCUAAUAUCUAUACAAAAUUUAAAAUUCGUCAUCGAAAACAGGAUUUUCUACGGUAGAGUCUAGAGAGAUCUUCGCAGAGUACAGGGACAUAUACUUCUUAUCGUUUUUUAGCUUUAUGCGCUUUGCAGAAGAUUUAGAAAACAAAAACCAUCUUCCUUAGCUCAUUCAUUCAAGAAGAGAUCCCAAAAGAAACCGCCUUGUCAAACGCAAAACCGUAGACCAAAUUUAAAGCCCUGCACCACAAUCCCUCGCCAUAGCCCCACAUUUUAAUACACCAGAAGCCAGGAAGGCCGUCUGGAGUUAUUGAAGAAAACCUUAUAACAAAAUGCGUCUAAAAAGAUAAUAGAGUGUUUCACAGCAGGCAGCUUAACUCUUUUCAAACGAGUGAAUCCCUAUCCAAUAAUCAUCGUAUUUCCCGCGAAACAAUCGAAUUGCAAGGGUAGAAUGUCACAUGGGCAGUAAUAAUUUUACCAUUGUGACAACAGGAAGGCUUGAUUGUGGUAUUGUGAGUCAGAAACCCCUAUUUCAUAUGUAAUUACAAAAAGAUGACCAAGGGACAAAGUAUACUAGGAAACCUCAGAAUACGGUUAUUUUUUAUGCAGUUUGAUUUUUGAUUCUUGGGCGAGGAGGUGUAACGGUUGAGCGCGGGGAAAAAUUGCUUUACUGUAGACGGAAUUUGUUGUGAAUAGCGGCGUUUUAGAAGAAAAUAAAAUUGAAAGUCCACAAUCUGUGUACCCUACGGAUUUAUCGGCAUCUUUGGUCGGUUUCAGCCGACAAAACGUUAGAAAAAGAUCGAAUUUUUUUCAGCGUCUUUGUCGAUUAGAUCCUCAAUUUAACUCUGAUCAUACGAUGACCCUAUAACCUUCAAUUUCACAUAGGAAGAACAAAUUUUUUCCCUUUCGAUCCACAACAUACCCAUCCCAAAAUCAGAAGCCAAAAACCGCAAAAAAAUAACGUUUUUUCUGUGAAAACGACUUCCGUCCCAAAAAGCAACACAAUCAGCAUUUCUUUUAACAUUUUUUCAGUUAUUAGGUUACCGUAGCUCUCCUUUAUGUUACUUUUUUUGAGAUAAGAGAAUUAGAAGUCCUUAAGGUCUUCGGCAGCCACAUCUUAAUCGGCUUUCGAUUAACUUAACAGCGUGUUGGCAGACAAGAUUGCAGAGUUUCACUGUAAAGAACAUAAAGAUCUUCACGGCAUGGUCAGUAUGUAAGUGGGGGGGGAGAAAAAUGUUUAAAUAAUUCAACGAGAUGUUUAUUUUGAAAUUCGACGACAUGCUUAUUUUGACGUUUUUGUCUUCUUAAUCAUGUCUAAAUGCGUAAUUGGAUAAUUAGAUCUAAAAUUUGUUUUCUGUAUGUAACAAACAUUCGAAUGGCACUUGUUUUUGUAUGAGGCUCCGAAACGAUCCGCUAAUUAGAUUAGACUUUGAAUAGGCGGUAAUAUGAAGCGUAUUUUUAUGGGUGUCACAGGAAAAAAUUAUAUUUUCAUAAACACAAUGAAGUCAAGGGAAUAAAAAAAUAUUCAUGAAGUAUACGUUUAUACAGGAUAAAUUAUGAAAGGCGAAUGGAUCCUUCGACUUUCAGAUUUUUUCGCUACGAAAAACAUUCACAUAUCUUAGAAGGCCUGCUUCUAAAUUUGUGCCAACCUUUAUCACAGACGGGGCGUCAAAAAUGUCCUCUUAACCUAUUAUCUAUCCUUCAUCCCCGAGCUACUUCCGUAUUUACUCGACAAGUACAACAAAAACGCAUUCGGAAUCCAAACGAGCGGGCCGUUGACUCCGAGCAACGCGAAUAACAAGGCCGGGAUUUCGGGUUGAAAGCAUCUACAAGGCGUGAAAUGCGUCCGGUCAUUAAUCCCGAGGACGUGGUUUUUUGUUAUAUAUGUGUGUAUAGGUCAACAGUCUGCGAAAACAGACGCGGUAAAUGAGAGGGAUCAAGUGUGGCUUUUCGCAAAGUAUAAGGACACAUUGACGGGAAAUUACGGUAUUUUCUUUGGUUGGGGAAAACAAGCCAAAAGUUCAAGUCCCGCAGAAAGUGCAAUGCUUUUUUGAAUUUUACAGAGCCGCCUCAUUUCGUAUGGAAUUUUUGAACAGUUCUUACAAGAGAAUCUACGAACAGCUUGAUAUGUUACACAUUUUUUGUAGGGCUAAAUAAAGCCCUACAAAAAAUAAGUAACUAUGACGUCACCGCAUAAAAAUUUCUUGAUAAUUUUCUUCCUAACCUACCGUAUAGCCUCAAACAUCUCGAAAACCCCUUAAGAUUUUCUGAAAUAAUGAGAAAAACUAAGUAAUCUUCCGCCUACAAGCCGACUACUUACCCUCAAAAAAUUUCAUAAGUAAUAAACAUUCUCCCGCUUGCUAUUUACACAUGUCAUUACAUUCCCAGAAUUCCAAAUGAGUAUGUAAAAAGAGCGAAUUUUAUUAACAUCAAUUUACACUCAACACUAUUCAUAAUCGGAUUUAAUCCUGCAGAACUGUGUCUAAAAUUGUAACUAAUCCCUGCUAUAUUUUUUGGAAACUAACAGUCACAAUUUAAAAGGAGUAAGGUCUCAGAGAAUGGACGAAAAGUCAGUUUCUAUUAGACUUGGAUUCGAGGAUGGGGGACAUUAGAAAGAAUUAGAAACGUGGACCGAAAAAAGGGGCGUUGUGACGUGAGUGAGAAAAAAGGGGAAUAAUUGAAAGGAGUUAUAAAGAAACUCUUUUGGGCGGUUUCUCGAUUAUGAAUAGGAAUCCAACAAAAUGAUUCCAAAACUUUUCUUCGAGAUUGUAAAUAUAAUAAUAGACACAAAACAGAGCACAUUUAUAAAUCGAGAAGCCUCACUAGGUACAGUGGCGGACCUGAUCCAGUGGCAAAAUACGUACCAUUUUGCAUCCUGGAAGCAACAAAAAAUGUAGCAAAAUACCUCCUUCCAAGUGAAAAGACUCCAAUUUCAAAAGCGCGCCCUCUCCUUUUGUGAGGGAAAGGGCGCGCAUUUCAAAACGGAGUUUUUACAGUUGGAUAGGGAGGUAUUUUGCCACAUUUUUGAUGCUUCCCGGAAGCAAAAUGGUACGUCUUUUGCCACUGGAUCGGGUGCGUCACUAUAGUGUCAGUUUGUAAAGUUGCUGGAAUGAUUUUAGCGACAUGCACUAAGAGAUAAGUUCUAUAGUACCCAAAUAUACUUUUUUAUCGCUCACAAGGGAAGUCACUUAAGUCACGGAUCGAUUUUUAAAAACGAUGGUUACAGCGAUGGGGAGGGUGGGACAGAGAUAUCAAAUCUGAAAACCGCUACCUCCACCGGCCUCUGGGAGCCGAGAUAAUCGACCAAAAAAGUUUGACCAAAAAAAGUUGCUCCGAAAAGCUCUUCUUUUCGAAAGAAGGAGGGAAGAGAACCGAAUGGUCCGGUGGUCUGGAAGCGCGCUUCCGGGCUUUGACCUUUUCAGGUUCGAAUCCGCAUGGGUCAAAUAAUUUAUUAAACUUUUCCUGUAAUCCAGUAAAUUUACCAGUAAAAUAAAAUUUUUGAUUUUUUGCAGACUUUACGAUAAAAUUUCAGUGUAAUAAUUUGAAUGUGAGUUCCAAACGAUUUGAAUUUUCAAGGUUGAAAAUUUAGCGUAAAAUAGGCAUAAAAUUUAAAAAUAAAUUGCUAGUAAAUUUAUUGGAUCACAGCAAUUGUUUUAUAAAUUUUUCACAAGUUCGUGACCCGCGCGGAUUCGAACCUGAAAAGGUGAAGGCCCGGAAGCGCGCUUCCAGACCACCGGACCAUUCGGUUCGCUGGGUUCCCUUCUUUCGGAAGGAAGAAAAGUUCGAAGGAAUUUGGUGAAACUUUUUCGUCGAUUAUCUCGGCUCCCAGAGGCCGGUGGAGGUAGCGGUUUUCAGAUUUGAUAUCUCCGUCCUACCCUCCCCAUCGCUGUAACAGUCAUUUUACAAAAUCGAUCCGUGAUUUAAGUGACUUCCCUUGUCAGUUAGUAGUCCGAAAAUCAAAAAAAAAGCCAACAGAAUAUUCGCAGUAUGCAACAUUUUUUAACAAGCCAGUUUUUGAACCAAACUCUCAAGUCUCCAACAGCGACCUAAUAUGCCUUCCUUAUCCAAUAAAUGAGACAAUAUGGGACAAACAUCUCUCGUAUUUUUUCUUGUUUCUGUCUACGCCAAAUUGCGAAUGAAUAAUUAACCAACAAAAAGAGUGAAGAAGCAGAACAAUAAAUUCCUCGAAAUGGUCGCGCAUUUAAUUCAAUGGGACAGAAUCAUGCGAACAGGCCCUUUGGGUGACAAAUAGAUUGUGCCGCAGGGCCCGGCAAAACUGAUGUUCGAGCAGGGGCUUGUCCUUAGGACGCACUUCAUGUUUGAUUUGUCCCAAACAAGUAAAAUUAGCAAGCACUUUAGAGCAAAGCUCAGCCACUUUGAAGAGUUAUAGUUGCUCAAUUACUCCAAAAAAAUGAUUAAAAAACAACUCGAAAUUUUAAUCAUCUAAUAAAUAUGAUUUCAGUUGCGCGCCCGACGCAAUCUACGCCAAAUGGAAGACAGAGCAGACAUUUACCGGCCGGGUGAACGUCCGAUUCGCCCCGAAUCGCUACUGCUAUCAAGUUCUGGUCACCAACAAUCAAGUCGAGCUCCUAAUCCCUCACUUGGACUGUCGGAUCAGUCGGAUACGCAGUUCAAAGCCCGAGGGCAUUCUGCUCGAAGCCACCGUGCUGCUCUCUUUCCAUCCCGAGUUUGUAACCGAAGCCGAUCGGCUCUUCGUUUUGCGCUGUUUACAUACUCGAAACGGUUCGGAAAUGGGGACGGGAGUACCGCAGCCGCUGACCAUGUCAACGCCUAUUACAACGAUAGACGAGCAAGACAAUUCGGUGGAAAAAGUGGCACUGACUUGCUCGUAUGUUGUGAAAAACGACAGAUCCGGAGAGAUGAUUCGAACUGUGAGAAUUGGAACGCCAGUCAGACAUGAAUGGGAAUGCGAGGGAGCGAGGCCCAAUCAAUGUCUAGUCGUGACCAGUUGCUUCAUAAAAACGACCGAUUCACAACACGAAUUGGUCGAUCAAUAUGGGUGCAGUAAGGAUGAAAGCCUCAUCAGUCCAUUGGAGUAUCAGGGAAAGGUAAGUAUACGAACUGAGAGGCCCACUUUGAAGCCUGACGUGUUUAUACAGCGGGGGACCUGAUCCAGUGGCAAAAAACGUAGCCUUAUGCAUCCAGGAAGUAUCAAAAAAUGUGGCAAAAUACCUCCUUCUCCAAAUGAAAAAACUCAGAUUUCAAAAUCGCGCCCGAAUUUUUUGUGAGGAAAAAGGGCGCGUCUUUCAAAACGAAGUUUUUUCACUUGGAGGGGGAAGCAUUUUGCCACCUUUUUGGUACUUCCCGGAUGCAAAAUGGUACGUUUUUUGCGAUUGGAUCAGGUCCCCCACUGUACAACAGCUCAAGAAAAACAAGCAGUUUACGAGCUUUCCUAUAAAAGCUUCACGUAAACACGGUCCGAGGGAGGGUCCUGUGGCAAACAAGGCAUCCGAAUGCAUCUACAAUGCGUUAAAUUCAUCUCCAGAGAAAGAGAAUGAUGCUUUUGUUUCAUCAUAGAUGCAUUUGGAUGCAUUUUUCCAAAUGACCCAGUCUCGGACUGUAAAUCACCUUUCAAGGCUAAAUUGUUGGGACAGUGAGGGACCUGAUCCAAUGGCAAAAAAAGUACCAUUUUGCAUCCACGAAGUAUCAAAAAAUGUAGCAAAACACCUCCCUCUCCAAGUGAAAAAACUCCGAUUUAAAAAGCCCGCCCUUCAAAACGGAGCUUUUUAGUUGGAGAAGGAGGCAUUUUGCUACAUUUUUUCAUACUUCCGGGAUGCAAAAUGGUACGUUUUUUGCCACUGGAUCAAGUCCCUCACUGUAUCUCCUUCCAAUCAAUAACCAAAAUUCACCUCAGCGGCAUCAACAAGACCUCGCUGACCUUAGUAACUCUAAUCCUUCUCCACUUUUAGACUCGAGUUCUUCAACGAUCGAGGAUCUUUGGAGUAGCGGAUAAACCAUUCAUCUACUAUCAAUGUGAGAUGAAUCUGGUCGACAUUCAUCCAAACGAGACGUGUCCACGCCCCAAAUGCUCUGGGCACAACCGACCAUCGUAAGUUUUACAACCAGCUUUGCUGCUUUAACACAUAUUUUUUAAUAUUGCACUUGACAUCAAACCAAUUUUUGAAAAAACAAUCUGUUUUCAAUCUUGCCCAAAGUCAUUUCGCAAUGAAAAUGACUGUAAACUACAUCUAAUGCCACAUUCUUUUUUAGUCGCUCGCCAUUCUCCUCAUUCUUCGACGCCGUCAGCCAGCAAAUCGAAGUUUUGCCGUUGGGCGUUCCAGAACGAUGGCCAGAAGAAAAAUGUCCGCAAACACUGAACCUGUCGGUGACAGAGUACAAUGAGCCCUAUCCGUUGCAACAGGAUGGUCAUUUUUGCAUGGCCGUCCCGCUCUUUUUCGUUAGCGGUGUGGUGUUGAGUUUGGUAAGUGGGGUGGAAUUCGUCAUGUAUAAUAUAAUUGAUGGCAGGGAAUAUAAGACUGAUUUGUAUCGCUUUCAUUGAUUUAAAAGAGUGACGAAAUGUCGCGAAAUUAUCGGCAAUUUUUCUCACCCGAAAUAGUUGCUUUUUCACGAAAAGAAAGAAGAAAGAUAAGAAAAUGCUUUUUAUCGGAUAGUGACAUUUCGUUUUGAACGAAUCGCCAAAAAGGGGCGGGAAUUUUUUUCUUCUAUUUGGAUUGACAUGCUACAUCGCUAUUCGGCUAUAUCAGUCAUCAGUUUUCAAAUAAAUUCAACGAUUUGUUCACCGAAUUUUAAAACUAUAUUAUCCAUGACGACCAAAACAAAAAUUAGAUAGAGCUCAUAAGACACAAAUACUUAUCAAAGCGUUCAUUCAGCCAGCAAUAGCCUGCUUAUGCUAUUCUGGCAGUUUUCACGCUCGUGUCGAACCUUUUCAAACAAACAGAAUUAGAUUUUCAUGAGAUUUUUGCCGUGAAAAUCCAAUUUUCCAUCUAAAAGCCAAACAAACCACAAUAAAUGCUUACGAUUCUUCUAUUUACAGCUCCUUCUCGUCGCCGGCAGUGCACUCGGCCUUCUGUACACGCGACGGUACGUCUAUCAUGAUGUGGCUCAAGCCUAG